GAUCUGAUCCCUGCCAUCGUUCAUCCGAACUGUCAAAAUUCAGCGCUCUCCACUUCAAUCCUACACUUCCAGUUUACUUUUCAUAUAAGUAGGCAAAAGCUCCGAGUCAAAGCCUAAUGCGUCGGUUUGCAGAUGCCUGCAGAAUCAAACAGGGCAGACGGACGGACGGACGCAUAGAAAAGAGCGUGCCGAGAGAUAACAGGCUUAUUUCUUCCCUCUUCUGUGCGUCUUACUGCGACAAGAGAAAAGCCCAAGCCCAAGCCCAAGCCCAAGCACUAGGCUUUAGUGCUCUGCGCAAGCUGCAACGUCGAAACCAUCGUAUCACACGUUCAUCCAAAACCAUCCAAUUCUGCCGUUUCUGAAUCCCGACCGCUUCUCUAGAUUCAGGAAUUUAAGUUUUUCUUAUAUGUUGCUGGAAAGCUGGAUUUGAAGUAAGAGUCACUUGGGAUUGUUUCGUUGCCAAGCAAGCAGUCGGAAGCCUGCUUCAUUGAAUGCUGUGGGUCAUUAUUGAUAUCUUCGGAAGAUUCAGAGAUGGGUCAAACAGCGAGUAUUGAUGCUGCUCCUGCUCCUGCUGCUGUCAAAGAUGAAACCACCAAGUCAAAUUCCACUUCCCUGGAAACUGCCAUUGCUGAUGCUAUAGCUUAUGGAAAUGAAGAGACAGAGUCUAUUGAGGCAAAAGCUAAGAAAGCUUUAGACUGCCCUUGCAUAGCUGACUUGCGAAGUGGUCCAUGUGGAAACCAGUUUUCAGAGGCUUUCCUUUGUUUUCUCAAGAGCGCUGCUGAAGAAAAGGGCUCGGACUGUGUACAUCCAUUUGUUGCUCUUCAGAAUUGCAUCAAAGCCAAUCCAAAUGCCUUCCCCGAAGACAUUCUAAAAGAAGAUGAAGUUGAAGAGACGGAACCAGCCCAAGAAUACAAGAUAAUCCCUCCCACAUGGUCUAAAGAAUCUCGAAACCCAAAAUCCAAGCUCUAAGAGAACAGUUCAGUUUCCUCCUAUCUUUUAGGAUUCGAACAACUUCUAUUAGAGUUUUAGAUUAAUCACAAACUAAAGCUUGUUACUUAUACGAAAAUAGCUCAAGUUAUUUUGGAAGGACUGACUACACAUUUAUAUAAUUGUGAUUAAUUCUCUGAUCACUCUAUGUAAGAUUAUCAUACAUUUAAUAAGUUCUUCUUGCUGAA
Prosopis cineraria is the source of this 1175-nucleotide messenger RNA. Its product is annotated as mitochondrial intermembrane space import and assembly protein 40 homolog. The record is from RefSeq and is a predicted model, not a curated record. Lineage: Eukaryota; Viridiplantae; Streptophyta; Magnoliopsida; Fabales; Fabaceae. Gene Ontology annotation, biological process: protein import into mitochondrial intermembrane space. Gene Ontology annotation, molecular function: protein-disulfide reductase activity. Gene Ontology annotation, cellular component: mitochondrial intermembrane space. Bases 532 to 969 code for a protein of 145 amino acids. The transcript is spliced from 5 exons.